Messenger RNA from Caenorhabditis angaria, 1573 nucleotides. The record is from the annotation of a GenBank genome assembly. NCBI's taxonomy places the organism in Eukaryota, Metazoa, Nematoda, Chromadorea, Rhabditida, Rhabditidae.
AUGAUUACUGUAAAAUUGGUGUUUGGAUUCUUAUUUUUCUUGAAACUUUCUGAUGCUCAAACGACGUGCUACUAUGGAACAUUAUACUCAAAUUCUUCAAAUGGGAAUGAAAAGCCAACAUGUUUUCAGUUUAUGAGAACUUCGCUGAACUUCACAAAUGCUUUGAGGGUAAUUUGACACUGUUAGAAAAAGAAAUCUAGAACCUGCACUUUGAUGUUUUUUCUUCGGAAAAAAAUUAUCAGGGGAAAUGACUGGGACCUUUUUCAUUUUGAAUCGUUUUUCAGUAUUGUCGUGUGAAUGGCCGGGCAACUUUAGCCAGAAAUAUUGAUCCUUUGAAAAACGAGAUCUUGAAAAAUGCAGCGAGCAAACUUGGAAUCGAAGAAUUUUGGAUUGGUGCAACAAAUGUGGAUAAUGAUUGGGAAUGGUUGAAUGGAGAUCAAUUGAAUUUUUCGAAUUUUGACAAAGAAGCCGGUUAGUGAGAAAAAACAGGGGGACAAUGAAGAAAGAUCUAUAAUUAUAGCAGUUCACUAAUUAAAUAAAAUUGGAUCUCAUCUUCACCGCGAUAUUCAAAAAUUAAUCCCCAAAAAAUAUAUCUAAUUUUAGGAUACCCAAUGAAAACUGAAAGUCAAGUUGGCGCAGUUUCAAUGCAAUCCAUGAAUGGCUUAUGGUACACCAAAAUUGAUACAAUUCAAUUACCGUUUGUUUGUGAGAGACCGGCCACCGAUGAUUAUGAUCAAGGUUUGGAAUUGAAAUUUAUUGAUAGCAAAAAUCCAAAACGGUUUAAAAAAAUUUGCUACUCAUUGAACCAAAUUUCAAAAAAAUUUCUCAUGAUCAAUUUUCGAUAUAUGAACUUCUGCAAAAAUUUCAAAAUUUUUUUUGAAAAAAAAUUAAUCACUAGUUAACCUUUUCUUUUAAUCAUUUUAAAAUUCAACCGGAAUUUUUGAAAUUCCUGUCAAUUUUCAGUUGAUCAAAUGCACUUAUCAGUUUCCGAUUUGUGAACUUUUCAAAAAAUUCCAAAAGAUAUCUAAACCAAAUUUGUCACGUCAUAACUCAUUAAAAAAUUUCAAAUUUUUAAUCACCCUUCCCUCUUCAAUUAUUUUUUCCAGGAGUUCUAUAUCGCUACCCAAAAACCAAUUUUCUUCGUUUUCCCUACGGCGGAACCAAAUCACCUCAUAUCCCAGUUCAAGCCGCUGAUCAAUCUGUUCUUUAUUUCUCAGUCGGGCCAAUCCAAAUGAACCAUGCAACAGGUGAAAGAACCUAUCUAAAACCUAUCACAAAUUUGCCAAAUGGUAUCUCUCAAAGUGACGUGGCACAAGCACAAGUUUUCAUGGUUCAAAGAAGAGAACGAAAAAAGUUGGAGCCAGUGAUUGUUAGUGAAAAAGAGACAUUUAUUGAUAAAUCGCGCAAGAAUAAGACUGAAAUUGAAACGAAUAAAUCGAUGAAAACUUCGAAAGGAAAUGGAAAAGGAAGUUCAGGAGGUGGAAAAGAAUAUCGGGAGGAUGUGAAGAAAAAUAAUGAGUUCGAGGAAACUGCAAAAUUCCAUCAACGUGAAAUUGUGAUCAAAAGGGGUUAA